Scleropages formosus (Asian bonytongue) is the source of this 2323-nucleotide messenger RNA. RefSeq names its product abhydrolase domain containing 16A, phospholipase (gene abhd16a). The record is from RefSeq and is a predicted model, not a curated record. The transcript is spliced from 20 exons. Lineage: Eukaryota; Metazoa; Chordata; Actinopteri; Osteoglossiformes; Osteoglossidae. Gene Ontology annotation, cellular component: endomembrane system. Bases 13 to 1644 code for a protein of 543 amino acids. Gene Ontology annotation, molecular function: glycerophospholipase activity; monoacylglycerol lipase activity. Gene Ontology annotation, biological process: monoacylglycerol catabolic process; phosphatidylserine catabolic process.
CAGCCGACGAGAAUGGCAGCUUGGAUAUGGCUUCGUUGUCUUUUUGGGCCCAGUCUACACAGAAUUCAUCGCACGCCGGAUUUGAACAGACCAGAAAGUAGGGCCAGCAGGAGGGGAUGGACCUACCAGCCCAGGAGUCUGGAGAAACACACUGACAGCAUCCUCAGCUGGGCGUCUGCUAUCUGGUCUCUGUCCUAUUACAGCUCCCCGCUGCUCCUUUGCUACCUCUACAGGAAAGGGUACCUGUGCACCUCGAAGUUAGUCCCAGUUAGUCAGUACUUGGGCACAGUGCUGGUAUGUCUGUUUGGAGUGGCCUGUCUGAGAGGUCUGGGUCGCUGGAGGAACCCUGAGUACUUGCAGUUCAUCACCAUCCUGGAUGAAACCAGAAGAAACCACAACCCCAGCAACAAGAGAAAGCUGGCGUGCUAUGACUUUGAUUUCUCUUACUGGCCUGUGGACUUCAGCUGGAAAGAAGUCAGCAACCCGAAGUUUUCCAAGGCCGGUGUGUCUUUGCUGAAGCCGGAGCCGAAACACAGGGGCUCGGCAGACGGCAUGCUCAACUCGGUGCGCACGCUGCCGUGCCACAUCGUCAGCUACUUGAUCGCUCACUCAUUUGGGAGGAGAAUGCUGUAUCCCGGCUCCGUGGGUCUGCUGCAGAAGGCCAUGAGGCCCAUGCUGCAACAGGGCCAGGCUAGACUUAUCGAGGAGUUCAAUGGCCAGAGGAACAAGCUGUUGGCGUGUGACGGGAACGAGAUCGACACCAUGUUUGUGGACCGGCGAGGGGAUGCAAGCGAGAGGGGGAAGACGCUGGUGAUCUGUUGUGAAGGGAAUGCAGGCUUCUAUGAGGUGGGCUGUAUGAACACUCCGCUAGAAGGGGGGUACUCGGUCCUGGGCUGGAAUCACCCUGGGUUCGGAGGAAGUACAGGAGUGCCGUUCCCGCAGAACGAGGCCAACGCCAUGGACGUCGUCGUGCAGUUUGCAGUUCACAAGCUCGGCUUCCAGCUUUCUGACAUCGUUGUCUACGCCUGGUCCAUCGGGGGUUUCACUGCCUCGUGGGCCGCCAUGACCUACCCAGAGAUCAGAGCCCUUGUUUUGGAUGCAUCCUUCGAUGACCUUCUGCCCUUGGCGCUGAAGGUCAUGCCUGACAGUUGGAGGCCUCUGGUGAAGCACACAGUGAGGCAGUACAUGAACCUGAACAAUGCCGAUCAGCUCUGCAAGUAUCAGGGUCCAGUAUUGUUGAUCAGAAGAACCAAAGAUGAGAUCAUCACAACCACAGGCCCAGAGGACAUCAUGUCCAACAGGGGCAAUGACUUGCUGCUGAAGCUGCUCCAGUUUAGGUACCCUAAGGUUAUGACAGAAGAGGGUGUCAGAGCAGUUAGACAGUGGCUGGGGGCAACAAGCUCAGUGGAAGAAGCCUCAGUGUACAGCAGUUACGAAGUAGAUGACGACUGGUGUGUGUCGGUGCUGCAGUCCUACCAGACAGACAGGGAGACCCUAUUCCCGUGGAGCGUAGGUGAAGAUAUGGCGCUCGAAGGAAGACGGCAGUUAGCACUCUUUCUGGCUCGGAAGUACAUGCGGAACUUUGAGACGACUCACUGCACUCCACUUCCGCAUUCCGAGUUCUACCCCCCAUGGAGACUGUAGGGGCCAGAGAUGGGAGUGGGUGGUAAAGAGAGGAAUCAUAUCCUGGGUAAUUCAAGUGGGCAAGGAACCAGUGCAGAAUGAAAAGGCAUGAUAACCAAUGUAUAUUUGGAGCACUUUUAAAAACUAUGUAUAUAAUAUAUAUAUAUAUAUGCCGAAAGGAGAAAAUGGUUUGUAUAAUAUGUGCCUCUUUCUGUUGGUUGUUUACAGGUGUUUAGUCUGCCACUGUUUCACCUUAUUUGGCUUUUCCCUUUUUUAAAAAAAAAAAAAACCUACCAAAGGUUUGACACUCAAACUAAACCUUUUCAAGAACAUUUCAAUGUAUACAUACACCCUGUGUAUGUUAACUCAUAUAUCCUUUCACACCUAACUACAGGAAGUAGACUAUAUUUCUUCAUCAGUGCUCCAGACAAACAAGGCCCUGGUUGAUGGUUUAAAUAUUAGUAAUGCAGUUAUGCUCCCUGGGACAGGAGUUGACUCUGCUCUGUAAAAGGUUCUGCAGGUGGAACACUGAUUGUACAGGUUUCUUAGCUGCCACCCACUAUCUCCUCUGUCAAGCCCUUAUUCCAUCUCUCCUAGUUUUUCACAUUUUCUCUAGUAUGUGAUUGUCAUUAUGAACAAACUUUAUUCUAAGCUGAAAUUAUAAAUGUUAUGUAAUGUAAAAUUAAAUAUGAUUGGAAAA